UAUUGCCAGGAGAAAUACUACAUACGUGUUAUAAAGCCUGCAAGUGAAUAUCUGAAAAACUACUGUUUUUCAGAUAUUCGCUGCUGUUUUUUAAAGCCUAUGGAACAUUAAUGGAAGGUUGUACCCAAGAAGCCAUCAGAGAGUUGAAUCAAGUAAAGCACAAAACAGAUGUGUCCCUUUGUUCCCCUAUGGCCCUCAUUUAUGCUCACAAACAAAGUGAAACUGUUGACAGAGAUGCCGUUGUGGAACUAGAGAGUGAAUUGAAAAUAAACAGAAAGACUGCUCGAGAGACGCCUCUGUACUAUGCUGGGAUGUUUCUGUGGCUGUUGGGGCGCAGUGACAAAGCCAAGGAGUAUAUUGACAGGAUGCUGAAGAUUGCAGACUCAUCAAGAGAGGUCCUCACAUUCACAGUCCAAGAUGUUCAAGCACAUGAUCCUAUUGGCUUGCCUUGGGGCAAUAUAUGGGAGUCAGGCACCCCUAAACCUCGCGGUCCACAAUGAGAGGAAGAUGGAGCGUGUUGUAGGAGGGAACAAUGCCAUUCCACACACUUGGCCCUGGCAGGUUUCUUUGCAAUUCUCUUAUGAAUAUGAUGACGCCUACUUCUAUCACACCUGUGGAGGCACCAUUAUUCACUCAACAUGGGUCAUGACAGCAGCUCACUGUGUUGAUAGCCCUCAAGGUAAAGUUUACCGUGUGGUUUUGGGGGACCACAACCUUUUUGAAAACGACGGCUCUGAAAUGAUUAUUCCAGUGGAUAAAAUCAUUGUGCACGAGCUCUGGAACCCGACACAACUUGUCAAGGGAAAUGACAUUGCCAUGCUUAGGCUAAAGACCCCUGCCUACGAUAAUGGCUAUGUCAAGCUAGGCAAUCUACCAGCGUAUGACGAAAUCAUACCUCAUAACCAAGGGUGCUAUAUCACAGGGUGGGGCUUGACUCAAUCUGGUGGCAGCAUUGCCGCAGUCCUCCAGGAAGCCAUUCUUCCCGUGGUGGAAUAUCCCAUCUGCUCCAGAGACGACUGGUGGUCUCACUUUGCCAAGAACACCAUGGUGUGCGCCGGUGGAGACGGAUUCACAGCCGGAUGUCAGGGGGAUUCAGGAGGUCCUCUGAACUGCUUCAGUCUCGGGGCCUGGAGGGUCCACGGUAUUGUUAGCUUCGGUCCAGCUCCUUACUGCAACACCUUUAGGAAGCCGACCGUCUUCACCCGGGUAUCAGCUUUCAUGGACUGGAUCUAUUAUGUCAUUGACCAAAACACUCAAAUGUGAGGUGAAUCAGCUCCCUUGAUGUAAAACUGAAUAAAAAACUUCUUGCAGUCAAAAAAA
Acipenser ruthenus (sterlet) is the source of this 1320-nucleotide messenger RNA. Its product is annotated as elastase-1-like. The record is from RefSeq and is a predicted model, not a curated record. Gene Ontology annotation, biological process: proteolysis. The coding region runs from base 418 to 1263 and encodes 281 amino acids. Gene Ontology annotation, molecular function: serine-type endopeptidase activity. Lineage: Eukaryota; Metazoa; Chordata; Actinopteri; Acipenseriformes; Acipenseridae. The transcript is spliced from 11 exons.